This is a messenger RNA of Corvus hawaiiensis (hawaiian crow), 5662 nucleotides long. Its product is annotated as alpha-2-macroglobulin-like. The transcript is spliced from 36 exons. The record is from RefSeq and is a predicted model, not a curated record. Gene Ontology annotation, molecular function: endopeptidase inhibitor activity. NCBI's taxonomy places the organism in Eukaryota, Metazoa, Chordata, Aves, Passeriformes, Corvidae. Bases 114 to 4553 code for a protein of 1479 amino acids. Gene Ontology annotation, cellular component: extracellular region.
GGCUGUUUGCAGAGAGCAGUUAUAAAGAGGCUGACAGAGCACAGAGUGGAGGAGAAUUACAAGGUGCAGGAAAACAGCAGCACUGCUUGGCUCUCCACGACCUGCUCUGCACCAUGGGGAAGGACAAGCUGCCCAGCAAACCAAACAUCUUCCUCCUUCUUCUCUUCUUCCUUCCUGGAAAUACUCCUCUCAACACAGAACCGCAGUACAUGGUGCUGGUGCCCUUUCUGAUACACACGAAUUCUCAUGAGAAAAUCUGCAUUCAGCUGACCCACCUGAACGAGUCUGUGACUCUCAGUGCCACACUAGAACAUCUAGGGGAGAACAGGAGCUUGAUUGAUGAUGUGGUGUCAGAGAAAGACAUGUUCACCUGCAUCCCUUUCUCUCUUCCAAAAUCCAAUAGCACAGCAGUGGCAUUUCUCACUGUGACGGUGACAGGGGAUACACUGCAGUUCAAGAGCCGCAAGUCAGUGCUGGUCAAGAAUUCUGAGAGCUUGGUCUUCGUCCAGACAGACAAACCCAUCUACAAGCCCGGACAGACAGUUCAGUUUCGGAUCGUCUCUCUGGACACCAACUUCUACCCGCUGAAUGAGAAGUUUCCCUUUGUCUACAUUCAGGAUCCCCAGAGGAACCGUGUGUACCAGUGGCAAGGAGUGGAACUGGAAACAGGCUUUACACAGCUCUCCUUCCCCCUCACCUCGGACCCCAUCCAAGGCUCCUACAAAAUAGUUGUGCAGAAGAGCUUCUCAUCCCAUGUGGAGCACUCCUUCAGUGUGGAGGAAUUUGUGCUGUCCAGGUUCGAGGUCCUGGUGAAGGUGCCAAAGAUGAUCACUAUUAAGGACAACGAGCUUCCAGUGUCUGUCUGUGGUCUGUACACCUAUGGGAAGCCUGUUCCUGGUUUGGUGAAUGUCCAAGUAUGCCGGAAAUAUUCCCAGGCUGCUUCAAGUUGUUAUGGAAAAGAAACAGAAUCUGUGUGUGAAGAAUUCACUAGGCAGGCAGAUGCUCAUGGGUGUAUUUCUGUUGUGGUGAGGACCAAGGUGUUUCAGCUCCUACGCAAGGAAUAUGAGAUGAGCAUUGAGGUACAAGGCAAAAUCACAGAAGAUGGCACAGGAAUCGAGAUGACUGGAACAGGCUCCUGCGGCAUCACAUCCACCAUGAGCAGUAUCAGCUUUGACCUGCUGGACAAUGUGUACAAACCAGGGAUCCCACUCUUCGGGAGGGUGAAGCUGGUUGAUGGCACUGAUGCGCCACUUGCCAAUGAAACCAUCGUGAUUACUGUGGGUGGAAACAGAUACAAAGGGAACUACACUACAGACGAGCAGGGGCAGUCCUGGUUUUCCAUAGACACUACCAGCUUCACAGAACUCUCCCUGGAAAUCCGAGCAGAUCAUAAACCUGAACUGAACUGUUACGACAGUGACUGGAUGACACCAUCCUAUGAGCAUGCCACGCGCAGAGUAACUCGGUCUUACUCCCUCAGUAAGAGCUUCCUCAAAAUUGAGCCAAAGCCUGAGACAUUAAGUUGUGGCUCCUCAACAGAGGUCCAAGUGCACUAUAUCUUCACACCAGAGGCCAUAGGGGAGCAGAAGAAAAUUGUCAUUUAUUAUUUGGUGAUGGCCAAGGGACAAAUCAUAUUAGCUGACACCCAUGAUCUCACUGUGAAUCCUGGAGAUGCUUAUGGGACAUUUCGGCUGACCUUCCCUGUCAAGGCAGCAAUUGCUCCUGUGGCACAAAUGCUUGUGUACACCACUUCACCCAGUGGGGAAGUCAUCGCCAGUUCAGAAGAUUUCCGGGUUGAAAUGUGCCUCCCCAAUAAAGUGAGCUUGAGUUUUGCACCCAAGGAAGGUCUUCCUGCUUCCGACACACACCUGCGACUCCAUGCCUCUCCAAGAUCCCUGUGUGCCCUCCAUGCAGUGGACAAGAGUGUUCUCCUUAUGAAGCCUGAAAAUGAGCUUUCUCCCAGCUCUGUGUAUCAUCUUCUCCCACUGAAGGAAAGCCGGGGUUAUAGCUUCAUGGACUACUACCUGGAAGAAGACAACGUAAAUCCAUGUGUGUCACUUGACAAUCUGUUUUUAAAUGGAUUUCUCUACGUACCCAUUUCAUCUGAUGGUGAAGGUGAUGCCUACAACAUUCUCAAAGAAUUGGGCUUAAAAGUCUUCACUAGCAGCAAGAUCCAUAAGCCUGAACUCUGCGAGCAUUACCCAGAACACAUCAUGGAAAGGAGUAACAGUGGUUCUAGUACCUUUUUGGUCUCUACAAUGAAUCUGCAUGGAGAAUUGAGUUAUGUCUUGACAGAAGGUACAAUUGAUGACGAUCCUAUGGAGACUGUCCGGAAGUACUUCCCAGAGACAUGGAUCUGGGACAUAGUUUCAGUGAACUCUGAGGGAAAAGCUGAUCUAGAAGUGACCAUCCCUGACACCAUCACUGAGUGGAAAGCCAAUGCAUUCUGUACUUCGGCAGACACGGGCUUUGGCCUGUCCCCAACAGUGUCCCUCAGAGCCUUCCAGCCCUUCUUUGUGGAGCUCACCAUGCCCUACUCUGUAGUGCGUGGGGAGUCCUUCACGCUGAAAGCCACCGUUUUCAACUACCUGCCUGCCUGCAUCAGGGUCAGUGUGUCUCUGGCUGAAUCUACUGAUUUCCUGGCUGUAUCAGUGGGGAAACAGGAAGAAUCCUACUGCAUCUGUGUGAAUGAAAGAAAAACGGUUGCUUGGGCUGUAACACCAAGAUCUCUAGGGCAGGUGGAGUUCUCAGUGACCACUGAGGCCCUACAGAACCAGCAGCCCUGCGGGAACUCCAUUGUGGAGACCCCUGAGAAAGGGCGGAAGGACACAGUCAUCAGACAGCUGCUGGUGGAGCCGGAAGGGACUGAGGUGGAAACCACGUACAACUCUGUGCUCUGUGCAUCUGAAAAGUCAGUGUCAGACACAGUCUCCUUGGCUCUCCCAACAACUGUGGUGGAUGGCUCAGCCAGAGCAUAUUUCUCAGUGCUAGGUGACAUCAUGGGCACUGCCAUGCAGAACCUACACCAGCUCCUCCAGAUGCCCUUUGGCUGUGGGGAGCAGAACAUGGUCCUGUUUGCACCCAACAUCUACGUCCUGGACUACCUGAACAAGACAGGGCAGCUGAGUGAAGAGGUCAAAUCCAAGGCCACUGGAUACUUAGUGAGCGGGUAUCAAAGGCAAUUGAAGUACAAACACUGGGAUGGUUCUUAUAGCACCUUUGGGCCACGUUACGGGAAAGUUGGAAAUACCUGGCUCACAGCCUUUGUCCUCAAGUCCUUUGCCCAGGCCCGGCAUCACAUCUUCAUAGAGGAGAAGCACAUCCAGGAUGCUUUGAUCUGGCUUAGUCAAAAGCAGAAGGAAAAUGGCUGUUUCCGCAGUUCUGGGGCGCUCCUGAAUAAUGCUAUGAAGGGUGGAGUGAAUGACGAGGUCACACUGGCAGCCUACAUCACUAUUGCACUGCUGGAGAUUCCUCUGCCUGUAACCCAUUCAGUGGUGCGGAAUGCUCUGUUCUGCCUGGAAACAGCAGCAAAUCAGAAAGAAAACCACGUGUACACCAAGGCACUGCUGGCGUACGCCUUCGCCCUGGCAGGGAACAGGGAGAAGCGGAAGGCAUUGCUCGACUCACUUGAGAAGGAAGCUGUGAGCAAGGAUGGCUCUGUUCACUGGCAGCGGCCUGGGAAGGAGCCAGAGGCUGAUCUCCCGUACUAUCGCUCCCGAGCUCCCUCUGCGGAAGUGGAGAUGACGGCCUACGUGCUCCUGGCUCACCUCACCUCGCAGCCAGCCCCUGCCCAGGAGGAGCUGGCAUUUGCAUCCCUUAUUGCAAAGUGGAUCAGCAGUCAGCAGAAUCCCAAUGGAGGCUUCUCCUCCACCCAGGACACAGUGGUGGCUCUCCAAGCCUUGUCCCUGUAUGGAGCUGUCACCUAUGCCAAGAGCGGGGCAGCUUCCACGGUGGCCCUGCGAUCUGGAGGGGACUUCCAGCAAGAGUUCCAAGUGGAUGCCAGCAACCGGCUGCUGCUGCAGCGCGUGCCCCUUCCCCAGGUGCCGGGGCAGUACAGCGUGGAGGUGUCUGGUGAAGGAUGCGUCUACCUGCAGACAAGCCUGAGGUACAACGUGCAGCCCACGCAGGAGGAGGCACCCUUCAUGCUUCAUGUGUACACAGUCCCAGAGACGUGUGAGGACUCCAAGGCUCACAAGGUCUUGGACAUUGGCAUAAAUGUCAGUUACACAGGGGAGCGCAAUGGCUCCAACAUGGUGAUUGUUGAUGUGAAGAUGCUGUCGGGAUUCGUCCCCUUGAAGUCCUCAGUGAGGAAGCUGGAAGGCCACCCCGUUAUUGAGCGCACAGAGCUGAAUACCAACCAUGUUCUACUAUACCUGGAAAAGCUGGGCAGGGAGACCCUCAGCUUCUCCUUCACGGUGGAGCGGGACAUCCCCGUGCAGGGCCUGAAGCCAGCCCAGGUGAAGGUCUAUGACUACUACGAGACAGACGAGUUUGCCACACAGGAAUACAGUGCUCCCUGCACCACAGAGGAAGUAAACCAGGGAAAUGAUUGAAGAACACUCCCAGAUGCUGGAACCCGCCUGCCUCACCACCACCACCACAGUGUGACAGAUGAAUAAUGUCUGCAAGGAAUGGAAAGUGAACUUUACAAAUAAAUUAACUGUACUCACCAAUGAUUUUUGAACACUUUGUUCCCAAUUCUGAUUUUUCCUGCUCAUCUUUCAGUCACAGCUUUAAUCUCCCUGGCUUCUUAGGUUAAAGAGUAACCCAUCUAACAAGGCCUGUGUGCAGGGAAAUAAGGCUAACAAGUGAAGAAAAAAAAAAAGAGGACAGAAUGAUUUAAGUGGAGAUCAGCCUUUCUAAUGUAUCUAUGUCUGUGUUAUGUUCUCUGAACUCAUCAUCUGAGGUGCAGACUAAUCAAUGGAGAAGGACAGGUAGUUCUUGGGGACAAUUUCUCUCCCCUGGCUUACAAACCAUACCCUCAAUUGAACUGGUCUCUGCAGAAGGCCUAUCCAUGUCUCCCACCAUUAGGCAGCCUGGAAGAUCAACUAAUGUUACAUGCAAUCCAACCUCUGUGAUCUUCCCUGUAGACACCCCUCCUGGGAUUAUUUCUUGUUUGUAGAAGAGUGGGAGGAGACAGAGUCUGCCCUCUUCAAUGAUUAGAGAGUGCCUGGGGGCAGGAGGGAUGUGUGCAUGCAUUCUGCCUUUGGCUGCUAACUUACAGUGGUCUGUUCUCCAGUUGAAGCUUGGGUCUUCCUGUGGAAGCUUCCAUUAUCUCAUGUCUGCUACUUCUGGGAGAUUACCAAGGAGAAGCUAAUGGCAUUUGCCACUAACCUACCUGCCUAAGUCUAGUUUAAAUGAUACAUUCAUUUAAAUCAUAUAGUUGCUUUGAUGAAACUGUCUAUAGGCCUCUUAGAUACCUCCAGGAAUGAUCCCCCUUUCUUCAUUUUGUCUCAUGAAUUUGUGGUUUUAACUUUUGAAUGCAAAAAAAUCUUAUGUGACUGUUUAUUCUCAUGAAAUGCUUAUUGUUAGGUAUCAUGGCGUGUUGUGCAUCCAAAGUAUGCACAGCUAGCUGUUCCAUCCAAUUUUUGGCUUGGUGUGCCUGUACAAACAGUAUUAUUGAGAACAAAUAAAAUUCUUCAUCUAUUUUGCUAGAUAUUAA